Messenger RNA from Eupeodes corollae, 3028 nucleotides. RefSeq names its product scavenger receptor class B member 1. Bases 832 to 2511 code for a protein of 559 amino acids. NCBI's taxonomy places the organism in Eukaryota, Metazoa, Arthropoda, Insecta, Diptera, Syrphidae. Gene Ontology annotation, molecular function: scavenger receptor activity. Gene Ontology annotation, cellular component: membrane; cytoplasm. The record is from RefSeq and is a predicted model, not a curated record. The transcript is spliced from 6 exons.
UACAGGCUCUGGCGUAUCUGUAAGUUUCGAAUAGCGACUCGACCAAAAACCUCAUACGAAAAACAAAACAACAAACAAACGAGGUCUCUGCAUUCUAUCCCGAGUCCACAACUGUCAGUUAUAGCUUGGACCCCGGUUUGGUUUGACGGGAUUACAAAAUCUUCGAACAACUUGUGUUUAAAGCGAGAACAAGUAUCUCGAAGGCGGACGACAGCAAAACUAAAAAGUGUAUCUUCGACUCGUAUCCCAGUAUAGCAGCAGGAAUAACAAAGAUACUUCUUGUUGGACCAAAACACAGAAACACCUUCGGAUCGGGACGCGAACAAAAGACUACACAUUCGAUACGCGAUCUCAUCUAAGGCAAUCGUAGCGUUGAUUGUCGUUAGUUGUUUAUGGUUUAAACGGACAAACGUCGACUGCCGCGAAAUUCGAACGAACAAAGAGUCUUGAUCUUGAAAGACUGUUGGACUGUUGUUGGUUCCCCCUUUGUGGUGACCAUGUAAUAAUCAUCGUGCUAACUCUGUUUACAUUUCUUUUCGUUUUGAUAAAACCUGAAUUUUUGUUUUAUACGAGUGCUAAAUUAAGAGUAUGAAAGUGUAUCUUGUAUCUGAAAGAUUAUAUCUCGAAUUUUGUGGUGGUUUGAAUCUCAAGUAAAUAAGAAAAAAAAACAAAAUUUCUUUGUUUUGAAAUUGUUACUUUUUGAGAACAGGAAACUCAAAACUAAGUCAAGGUGGGCUCUGGUUUAAGUUUAUGCCUCAGUAAACAAGUGCGAACCUAGGGCGGUUGAGAGCUAAAGUUGUAAAAAAAGUAAGUAAUUUGAAGAAAAUAAAAAUGUCCAUAAAAGAGGAAUUUCCUCCAACCUAUGAAUGUGCUACGGCAUCAUUGAAAACUAGAGAACCAGAAUCUGAAUCUGCAACAACAAUCGAAUGCGGAGCUAUGCCCAGUAUGGCAAGUGCAGAGAAGGAACCUCAGAAGUUCAUGGAACCUGUUUACAAAUUUGUCGGAAUAAAGAAACAACCAUCAACCAAAGAACUAGGAACUUUAAUAUUAUUGGGCACUAUGCUGCUUCUAUUCAUGAUAAGUGUGACAGGAUUCUUUGUCAUGUGGUUUACUCAGUACUAUGAUAAUUCAUACACAUCUAAAUUAAUAUUAGCCAAUAACUCAGCUGCUGCCAAAUACUGGGUCAAUCCCCCGGUUGAUACGUAUCUCAAAGUUCAUGUCUUCAACUACACCAAUAUCGAUCGUUAUUUAUCUGGAGAAGAUUCAAAAAUUAAAGUUCAAGAUGUAGGACCGUUUACUUACCAAGAACAUUCGACCAAAACGAAUGUUAAAUUUAACUUAAACAACACUGUUACUUAUAAUGAUCACCAUUCAUACACAUUCCUUCCGGAUAAAUCGUCCGAUGAUCGGUUCAAAACCGUCACCGUUCCAAAUAUCCCACUUAUGUCGGCUUCUGUUUCGGUGGAUUCACUGCCAUUCUUUGCGAAACUAGCUGCGACCACAACUAUAAAUGCUCUGGAUUUGGAUGCCUUUCUUGAACUACCAGUGGAUGACUUCGUUUGGGGUUAUUCGGACAAAUUGUUGAAUGUGCUCAGAAAUAUCAUGCCCGAGCUGAAGCCAAAGUUUGGAAUGCUCAUGAAUCGUAAUGGCACAAGCCCUGACACUCUUCAAAUCCAUACUGGAGUUGAUGAUGUCCGCAAGCUCGGAGUUAUAAGCCAAUUCAAUGGAAUGGAUCAACUUAACUUUUGGCGAGAUGAUGAAUGCAACCGAAUUGAUGGUUCCGAUGGAUCUCAAUUUCCACCUUUCCUCAUGGAAGACAGACAGCCAUUGCAUGUGUUCACUCAAGCCCUGUGUCGAAAACUUCCUCUCCAAUUCGAGGAAGAAGUUACUAUAUUACAGGAUAUCGACGUCUGGAGAUAUCGUACUCCGAUGAAUGUCUUCGCCAAUCCAGAUGAUAAUCCAGAAAAUGCCUGCUACUGCGACCCGAGUGCGGUCAAGUGCCUUCCAAGUGGAAUCUUCAAUGGAACCAGGUGCUAUGGAGCACCAAUAUAUCCAUCAUUUCCUCACUUCUUCUCAGGUGAUCCAGUGCUGUUCGAAGAAUUCGAAGGUAUCGAACCGAACUCGGAGAAGCAUCGAACAUUUGCUGACAUUCAUCCGAGGUUAGCAUUCCCUGUCGAUGGAGCCUCUCGAAUUCAAAUAAACAUCGCUCUCCAUAAGGGAAAACUUCUUGAAAACAAACUUAAAAAGAUGCCCGAUGGCCUGAUGCUUCCAGUUCUAUGGAUCGAAAUUACUUCUGGGGAACUGAGUGAGGAACUCAGGACGUUGCUCUAUCACAGUACUUUCAGCGCAAAUGUCAUUCAGAUUAUCCUGAAAUAUGGAACCCUACUUACUUGUGUGACAUCGUUUGCACUUAUUGUCCUUGCAUUCUAUUACCUCGGACAGAUGCGAGAGGAAAAGAAGAAAGCUGACUCCAAAGACAAAUCGGAGCUAGAAGAAUUGAAUAAAGACUAAGAGAUGAGUCUAAAAAUGUGCCUGAAUAAUCACAAACACUUGAAAACUCAGAUAGUUUUGGAUUUUCUUAACGAUUUUUAAUUUUGUUAUUUUAAACUAAGGGAACACAUGCAAUAUCAUUUUUCAAGAGCAAAAAUCAAUUGCUCUCUUUUAUUUGGAAACUUGUUUUAAAAAUAUACCAAAAUCAAAAAUGUUUAACUGAAACGGAUGUUAAAUAAAUUAAGUGCUUUUUUUUAAGUCUGAUUACAAGAACAAAAAAGACAUCUUAUCGCAUUUAGUGAAGUGCCCCUUUCUAUAGAUUUUAAGCCUCCCUGAAUCUUCUUCUUGACUUAACAAUUUGCAGUUAGUUAAAAUAAAUAAAUAUAUUUUUUUUAUACUUUUCUUAGAUAAAAUAUACACAUUCAUUUUUUAUACAUUAUAAAAUUUUGUAAUAUUAUUUUUAGAAUCAAGAAAUGUUUAGUGUUAAUUAUUUAGAUGUAAAUAUAAAAAAAUUAAAAUUGUUAUUGUAAAAUAUAAA